AUGGGAGAGGCACACGGAGAAGCUGGAAAAGCUGCUGUGGCGACCGAUCGACCCGAACACCGUCUUCCGCCAAGGCUACCUGUCACCGACUUCCGCAGUGGAAAUGCGGAACUCGACAGACCCGAAAACAUAGACCUGCUCAUCCUCGCCGUCAAAUUCGGACAGACCGGCUACGUGCAGAUGCUUCUGGACCACCGGGCUAAUGUCCACGGCUCCGCAGACCCCUGGACACCCUUGGACAUGGCAUGCGAAUAUCACCCGGAGGACCUAUCAGGCCAUGCUCCACGACCUGGCCUGAUAACGAUGCUGCUGACGGCCCAAGCCGACCCGGAACCCAUGCUCCGAGACGCCAGCAGCUGGGUCCUGAAUCCAGCCCCGACAGACUACUUCCGCUUGGCAACACCUCGCAUGCUGGGCGACACCGUGGCCUUGGCCUGCGCAGCGGCCGCUCACUCAAACCCCACUUUUAUGCAGCAUGUCGUGAGAGCAGCCCAAACGCCCGCCAUCCCGAGGGAUCCCGGCAGCAGCAGCAGCAGCAAGGUAGCGGAAACAUACGUACUGUCGGCGAGCCUGUGCAGCGCGGCUUGCACGGGCAACACACAGAACGUGCGCUGGCUCCUAGAGAUGCAGGUGCAGGCAGACGCGCACGUGUGCACAAGCGUCCUAAAAGGUUGGCCCGACCUCGUGCGCAAUGAACGACAACAGCGCACGGCCCUCAGCCUCGCUGCCGCCAACGGUCACUGCACCACCACGCAGGCACUCCUAGAAGCCAGGGCCGACGCGAACCUUAGCUUGGACGGACAUCCACCCUUGCACCGCGCUGCUCUCCACGAAGCACCAGCAGCGAUAAUAAGUUCGAUAUUAACUGCCGCCGGCGAAGUCAACGGGGAAGACAAACUUGGGCGCACGGCACUGACACUGGCUGUGCUAUGCACAGGAGCACGAGACACGACAGUGAUUCGGAUCCUGCUAGAAGCCAAAGCAGACAAAUUUCACAGAGACCAGACCGGCCACACGCCCCUGAGCACCGCAGCCCAAUGCCCCAGUGCCGAGCUCACCGAACUCAUGCAAAUCCCAGAAGAAAAACACGACCGAGCACAAACACCGAACAACCUGCGCUGCCAGUACAGGAAGCUUCAACAAUGCCGCAGCUUCGACAGCAGCGAAGAAGACAUAUGUGAGACAAUGAUGCACAAGAGCAACCGCCGAUGGGCCGACAUAACGGACGACGACGGCGAGGACAUCGGCUGGGACAUCCAGGCGUUCAGGAAGCACUACCUCGCAACGAAGUGCAGUUUGACACUUCUGACGCCCGUCCGUGUCCCAGCAGGAAGGAUCAAGAUCGACGAGGCAUGCUGCAUGGAAGACGUUCCCAACGACACCAACAGCACGGAGCAGCGCGAUCGGUGCGAAGCGAUCGCCACGCCGACACAAGAAGGCAAGCAGCAGCUACGUGUGUCCGCGUAUGUGCGUGUGCCUGUGCGUGCCUGUGCCGAAAGAGCCACCGCAGCAGCUGCCGCAUGGCGAGGAGGCGCGAACCACGAUUCGCCUCGCCAUCCGGAACUGGGCCCCAGCAUCGAGGAGCAUUUCCGCGGAAGAUUGGCACUGAAGAAGAUGACGGGCGACGGCAACUGCCUGUUCCACGCCCUCGCCAACAAGACCCAAGAAGACGGAGUACAGCUGCGGUCCUUGAUCAUUCAGUUCCUGCAGGACAACGCAGCCUGCGAAGACGACGAAGAACAGACGGAUGCCUGGCUGGAAGAAGCCGAAUACCUCCACAGCAACCCCAGCCACUGGGGCGGCGACACCGCCAUCAUCGCCUUCACGCUGAUGAGACAGCAGAGGGUGUUCCUGCAUUGGCGAGCAGCAAACGGUGAGAUCGAGACGAUCGAGCGCACGCACGCGGAUGUGGAAACGGCAGCAGAACGGCGCCCGCGCGAACGACAGAACUUCAUGCAGGCAAUCCAUCUCUGGUACAACGGAAGAGACCACUACGACGUGCUCGUGCCCAGCGACGAACUAGCGCACGCUGCAGACACGACCGAUGCACCCCCGCCCCACCCGGAGGAAGGGCCCAACCUCCUCGAAGAGCUAACCAGCAUGCCCGUUGCAGCAGAGGCCACCCACCCGAGACGCAAGCUGGAAGACGCGCUGAAGCACCUCGCAAGCACCCACCUUCGAGCCCAGCCACUGAUACCGCCCGACGCCAAACCCGAAGAGGUGGACAGCGGCGAGGCCUGGCCUCAGGUCUUCUGCGCAUUCCACGGGUGCACAUGGGCCUUGCCAACAGGAACGGAAGAAGAGCUCCACGAGCACGUGAAGAACACUCACAGGGCGGAGCUAGGAAUGGCGGCUCAACACCUACCCAGCCCCAAGCCGGCCGACGCGCUGACCAGCGUCUACAACGAGGCCGUCGCGCUGCGAUGCAGAGAAGCCGCGCCCGUCGCGGGAAGCUCGCGAGACAGAAGCGCGCUGCGAAGCUUCGCCGAGGCCACAAGCAAGGACAGGGUGGAAUCGCUCAUCUGCUUCAGCUGCGCCUGCAUCCAUCCUGUUGCCGACACGGCAAACAGCGGCCGCAUCCACUGGGCCAGACUCAUCGAGGGCCCCGCCAACAACGACGACGUCGGUCGCGCCGAAAUGGCUGACCGCCUGCACGAGCUGUUCAGCAUCGACAAGUACCUGGAGCGCUACGAGGACCUCGCCGGCGACGUGAAACUCAAGGACGUGACCAACUUCGACGACUGGACGGUUACCAUCCCCGGGUUCGGCGACCUGCUGUGCUGCCCGGAGGACCAUCGCUGCCAGGCCUGCCCCCAGCACCCCAGCCAGAACACUCUAUGCGAGCACUGCGAAGUGCCCCUCUGCAGCGACUGCCGGCGGCACCUGAAAAACGGCAAACUACCGCCCUUGAGCCUGUGCAACGACAUGUGGACCGGAUACUCACCGGCACGCCUCCACGCCGAGAAGGUCACUGUAAUGGAGAUGAUCUGUGCGAGUCCCUGCAUCACGACGCUGAUCUGCAUGGCCAUGGAAGCACGACACCGCAGCGAAGGAACCACCCUGGACGAGAAGGCCCAGUGCGCCAACCACCGGCUCGGAGCCCGAGGCAACGCCCUCAGCUUCCCACUGCCAUGGGAAGACGUGCUGCGCAACCUACAGGCACACGACGCAGAAGUAGCGCAGGCGCAGCAAGCGGCGGCGGCAAGCGGAGAGGAACCGACGCCCAGCUUGCCGCGCGCGGGCAAGGCACUCGGAGACGUGGUGCGGGUCCUCUUGAAGACGAACAGGACGGGCAAGACCAGCGAGUCCGAAAUCAAGACCCUGCUCCACCAAGCGACAGUGCGGAGAGAAGUGGUCGUCAACCUCAUCCUCGACAUGCAGCGCCUGGGCCAUCCCGCAUUCCAGCACCUGCGACAAGAAGCCCUCCGAGAGGCUGCCGCGCAGCUGCCGGAAGGCGGCGUGCCGCCGGAGGUGCUGAAGAUCAUCCACGGCAUGACCGAGGAGGACGAGACGAGCCACAAGCUGCAGCCACAGAAGGCAGCGGCCCCAACGGACGCCCCGGAGCAAGACGUGAAGCAAGCCGGCGCCAUCUUCGCCAACCAGCGAGCCCGAGCCGUCCUUCCGGAAGGCUGCAACCAAGACCGCGAGGACCAGAACGCCGUGGCGACGGCCGCCCUGAACGACCUCGAGGACCAGCUCCAAACCAAGCAGGAAAGCGAGAGGAUCUGCAACACCCUCGAAGUGCGCACGAGCAACGCCCUCGUGGACCAGUUCCAGCCGCUCUACUUCGCCACGGCCUUCAGCUUCUGCUUCGCGCACGGGACCGCCUGCCCCGACGUCCAGAACAGCCAAGCGGACGCCCGCCGAAACCAGCAGGACCCGGGACGGCGCCGCAGACGCAACCCGCAAGCCCCCAAGGUGGAAAUCCACGCCUGGGCAGCAGCCAUGCAACGACGAGCCGAGACGCAAUUCCGGCGGGACUGGACCUUCGGCUUCACCCUGUGGAACUACCUGUUCAGGACCAUGGUCAACGUGCAAAAGAACACCUUCAUGUACUGCGUCCCCGACGAGAACAACGGACGCAGAGCACUGACCAACCAAGAGAUCUUGGACGGCGGGAAGCAGAUCCAGAAAGAGCUGGCCAAAGGGCAGUACCUGGACGUCAACAACCAACUGCGGCCCGUCAACGGAGACUUGAGCAAGGUACGCUUCGCCACCGGACUCACACCGGCAGCCCUGAAGGUCUUGGACAACACGGCGGCACGCAGCAGGAACACCCCCGGGACCCACGAGGUCCGCAAGACCAUGCGCCACCAAACCCACGCCAACCGGAUCUGCCACGGCACCCCGCUCUUCGUGACCUUCUCCCCGUCCGAGCGAGACAACGCGGUGAUGCUGCGCCUCGCCCGCGCCCGGCAAUCCGACCCCAGCCUCAGCCAGGAGUCCGCGACCAGCCGCGCCGCACAGGGCCGCGGCAAGCCCGACCUGGACGUGGAGUUCUACAGCCUGAGCCCGGAAGCACUCGCCGCGGAGCUGCCGCCCUACGACGAUCGGCGCGCCAUGCUGGCCAAAGACCCCGUGGCCUGCGCGGACGGCUUCCGCACCCUGGUGCAGCUGGCACUCCGACACCUCUUCGGCGUUCGCUACUGCCCCAAAUGCCCGGAUUGCGGAAAUUCCAGCAGGCCCUGCGCGGACGCGUUCGGCAGCAACGCCAUGGCGUGCGGGGGCAUCUUCGGGCGGCUGGACGCCGCCUUCGGCUCCAUCGAGUGCCAGAAGUCCGGAGUGCUGCACAUCCACUUCCAGCUCUUCCUCCAGUGCUUCCACCAGUUCAACCCGCUCUCGGAACUGCAAGCGCUGGGCCCGCAGCGCAAGAUGGACCUCUUCCAGAAGUACUGCGCCUACACCGCCCACGUCAGCCGCACCAUCUACCGGGACCCGCAAGCAUGGGAAAGGAAGCGCCAGGAGACGGAAGAGAAGUGGCCCGCCUACCGCGACUCCUUCCUGGCCCUGAGCCGCCCGAACUACCAGAGGGCGGACGCCUCCACGAACGGCCCGACCUGGCGGCGCCUGUUCCUGGACGAAGACGUGGAAGCCUUGCAGCAGCUGAAACAGCAUCAUGUGCACCUGCCCAAGAAGACGGGCGGCCCGCGCCUGCCGCUGGACCACUGCCGCGACAAGAAGAACCCCACCAAAUGCAAGGCGGGCUUCCCCCGCGAACUGCAGCUGAUCGAAAAGACGACGCUGAUGUGCAAGGGACUCGCCGAAGAGAUGGGCAUGCCCGUGAAGGGCAAGCGCAGCGCCCUCGGUCGCCUGCGGGGGCCCUGCAACGACCCGAACCUCAACGGCAACCACCCCGCCUUGCUGGCCGCUCUCCGCUGCAACGGCGACGUGCAGGUGCCCUAUCGCUUCCCGAUCACGGAGGACCUCCACGCCGCGUGCGGCCGCUGCGACAAGGACUGCCCCGCCCAGAACAGCCUACGCGAAAUGACCCAGCAGGCCCAGGUGAACCAGGCCGCACAGGCGGGCUACGCCUGCGACUACAGCAACAAGCGCAAUCCCAUCGCCGUCAACGAGGUCCAAGAGUGGAAGAAAAGCCAGAAAGAUUUGGAAGCGGAGCUGCAGAACAACGCCUCCAGCGGCUACGUGGGCGCCCGGGUCUCGAAGCGCCUCAUGACCGACGCCUUUGCCCGCGGCGUGGUCCGCGGGUCCGUGGAGUGCGCGAACCUCAUCGACCACGCCGGCCGCGACGACCCCACGGCGGCGGAGGCCAUCAAGACCGCCCAGGUCGACGAGAUGUCCCUCAAGACCGGAGUCGAUCUCUUGCAAGCGGCCAUAGACGGCAGGCCGUUCCCGCCAGAACGCGAGAAGCUCCAAAGUGACCUCAGCAGGAACUUCGAAGCGCCGAGCAAGAAGAAAGCCAUAGCUCAUCCGCAACUGUGGACGGUCUACGGGAACCGCGGAACCGAUCCUCGCGUCCGGCCACUCUCGGCCUUCGAGUUCGUGCGGUACUACCACACCCGGGCAGUCAGGUACCCGUGGAAAGCCGAGAAACAAGAACAAGCCAUGGCCGCCUUGGCCAGCGGGCAAACAGACAUCCCCUACCACGCCCUGCUGACGGACAGCGGCAUGACAUGGCUGCAAAAACAAUUAGGGCGCAGCAAGCUUCAAGGCGGCGUCCACUACCUGAUCCGAGAAGAGGGCGGCGAGGACUGGAUGCCGCUGGGAAACGGCAGCCUCGCCCAGAAACACCGCCACGAUUGGGUGAUCGUUCCACGGCAUCGACCUAACGUACCCGUUCUCUACGGCGCGCUGGGCAGCCGCAGCGAGGAGGAGCACAUCAUGAAGAUCCUCGUGCUGUUCUGCCCCUGGACCAGCAACCCGCAGGACGCCACGGAGGCCGUGCCCUACAUUGGCCAGCUGCGCACGCCGGACAUGAGCACCUGGCGCGAAGCUUUGCGCUGCGCCUGGAGGCACGGCGACGGCUUCCCCACGGAAGAACUGAAGCGCUACGUCCUGAACUACGCCUUCGUGUACUGCCUCCCGCGAUCCCUGCAGCCCGACCAGGACCUGGCCGCGAACAGCGACAACGAGGACCUGAAGGACGAGGUCUGCCACUUCGACGAGGACGAGCUCCAGCAGGCCACCGGAACGCGAGUGCGGGGAGCCGGCAAAGAAGCAGCGAACGCCGCAGAGGAAGAAGAUCCGGCCGACGAAGCGGAGCCGCCCGCCACCAGCACCCAGCACGACCUGACCGUCCAGAUGAUGAGCAUCUCCCACAACUUCUGGCUGGGCAAGGCUUCCGAAGCCACACAA
Symbiodinium necroappetens is the source of this 6813-nucleotide messenger RNA. The record is from the annotation of a GenBank genome assembly. Lineage: Eukaryota; Dinophyceae; Suessiales; Symbiodiniaceae.